AUGGAGGAGGUUCUUAAUCGCGUGGCUGACAGUAUCCCAACUUUGGAGAAUAGCAAGUAUAAAGGAAACAUGGGUCGCAUUGGAGUUCUCGGGGGGUCUAAAGAGUAUGUCCUUGGCAUUUUUAAACUCAAAGGUACUCUGGUGCGCCCUACUUUGCCGGCAUUACCGCGCUUUAUUGCGUAGGAUUCGAUAAAAUAAUGAUUGACUCACUAGGGAGCUGAUAUCGUCCAUGUGUUUUCGGCGGCAGCAGCCGCCCAAUCGAUCAAGUGCUACAGCCCAGAGUUAA
Messenger RNA from Spirometra erinaceieuropaei, 286 nucleotides. The record is from the annotation of a GenBank genome assembly. Lineage: Eukaryota; Metazoa; Platyhelminthes; Cestoda; Diphyllobothriidea; Diphyllobothriidae.